AUGCGACCGUCGUCGCGACUCUCUCAACGCGCGAAGUCUCGCUCGCGUUUGACUCCAAUCUGCCAGACCUUGGUCACCCAGAUAACCGGUAUGGAUAAUAGCACUCAACAUUCAGAGAACUUCAACACCGCAGUUGAGUUUGCGGUGCAGAAUUUAGAGGCUACGUCGCUUGUGAAUCUGAAAGGGAGUGUAGGCGUCGAUAUGAGCACAAUGGACAAACAAAUUCGUGGGCAUGUAGAAAAGGCCAAAAUCCAGCUUCGGGAAUCAUUGGGCCAGGCUUUGGAGACUGCUUACCGUCAGCUCAAAACUAGUAUGGCCCAUACCCACGACUUGGAUGAAGAUAUCAAAAUGGCCCAUAUGCCGGAUCAUUUACAGCUACUUAUCAAGCUCGCAAUGCCACCUGAUGAAUCUUCGCUGACAUAUGCAGACAAAUAUCUCGAUCGAGUGUCGAAUCCGCCUCCUCCAACCGCCGAAUUGACUUGGAAGGACAUCCUAACGGACGAACCAUUCGAGGGGGAGCAUUGGAAUUACGACCAGUCUGACAGCGGGAGCUCUCCGUCCUUGUCCCCCCUUGAUUCUGAUGAUCUACAAUUCCCCGAUGAUUCCUCCUCGUCAGCUGAUGAUCUACAAGACGUGCCAUCUCCCAUCAAGCCCGAGACACAAACUGCCCCAGAUGCAUCUAGCCGUCGUCAACGAUUUGAGCAUCGGCAGAUACUCGAGGAACUACAGAAGCAACAAUAUUGGCAUAAAGGGCGACUUGAUAUCCCCGUAGAUCUCAGUCGCCCUUUCGACGUUGGUGAUCCGUCAACAUUUGGUCCGUCAAUCCAUCGGGCCCUUGCUCGAACGUAUGAUAAGGAAGCGGCCUUAUACCUCGAUGCUUCCGAACGCGAGUGGUACAUUGAGGAGGUCCAUGCUGUACGGGAGGUCCUUUUUGCCCUUCAAGGUCGAAGAAAUAUCCUUCUGGACUGGAAAACCCACAAGUACCUUCCCUCAGAGCGGUCUCCGAAACUCGUGCACCUGUCCCUUUCCUCACAGCACUCCAUCUUAUCUUCCUUGGGGCUCGCUGCGACCGUAGUUCGACAACUCCGGGAAUUUGCGGCAUUCAUACUAUCUCAAUCUCGCUCUACCUCACAGAUCGCCCAGACCCUGCAGCCGCACGUUCACAAACCGAGAGUCACCCGCACAUUAGAAGCCUUCGCGGAUGCGCUGAGCCGGGAGAUCAGGGUGUUUGAUGCCUGGUGUGCAGCUAGGGAAGAUGACAUAUGUCGUGCUCAAGGAGGUGUAAGCGAGGAAGAAGUUGUCGUAAGUCUCUUGGCUACAGAAACAGCCGUUAUGGAUCAGUUCAACCGGCCCUUCGUAGCCCUGCGAGAGGUGGUGGGCAAAGUCACAAACGUGGACCAGAACCAGGGGACGGAAGCUUGGAGCCUCCUUUCUGUACCAGCUGCCGUAAUCACGGUCCGUCUUUUAGAUUCAUUGCUAGACUCUGUCCAGCGUCAUACGGAGCAAGAAGAUACGCCCACUGCGGAAGUAUUGAAGAAAGUGUUUACAAUGACCGUGGAACCUGUCUGGGGGAUGACACAUAAGUGGCUGAAGGAUGGGAUGGGUCUGGGUUUGACGCAGGGACAGGGCGAUGAGUUGGAGGAAGAAUUUUUCAUCGAGGGCACAGGCUUGACCAUUGGGAUGAUGGGAAUGGGGAUGGGUUUGUUAGAUCCCGAGUUCUGGUCUGAAGGAUACGUGUUGAGGGAAGGAGCCGACGACGAGCUUCCAGAAGCCAAAACGGUUCCCGCAUUCUUCAAGCACGCCGCCGGUCCGGUCCUUGGCGCAGGCAAGGCAAAUGGGCUCUUGCGCGCGCUUGGGCUGGCCACAAGCCUGACAGACCAAGUUGCAUUGGGCACCUGGCGCUCGUUCACAGAACUGCUGACUACACCGAUCCCUCACGGGCAUCAGACGGAGGGACAGACGGCCCAUGAGAACAUUCAAUUGGCCCUUUCUGUUGACACACUUUCACGCCUAGUCUACGACGAGUUAUUUCCGCACUGCAAGGCUACGGGCAGUAUACUCGCAAGGGUUCUCGUGGAGGAAUGCGGGCUUAGGACACACUUGUCAAUCAUCGAGGGGUUCUAUUUGAUAAGACGGGGGGACGUCAUGAGCCACUUCCAAGACUUAAUCUUUGCAAAGAUGGACAAUCAGCAAGGGUGGGCGGACUUCCAUGCCCUCAAUACAGUGUUUAGCGAUGUCGUCGAAAUGAAUUCUCUGGGGGCUACAAAGUGGAUGGAACCAUCCUUGAUGCGAUUGUCAUAUAGGGGAGGUAAAGACAAGGAGAGGUCUAUUGCCAGGUCUAUUAAAGCGAUCGACGGUCUCAACGCGGAAUAUGCGAUCCCCUUUCCUUUGACAUACAUAUUUCCCCCGAAAGUUCUGCAGAUAUACAGCGAAAUUUUCGUCUUCCUGCUGCAAAUUCGAAGGGCGAAAACGGUCCUGGAGAAAAUCCUUGUAAGGGGAGACGGAGCAAAGCACUUCCAGAGUGAGGUCAAGGUUUUCUAUUCCAUGAGGAGUAGGUUGUCGUGGUUUAUCAAUGCGCUUCUCAACUUUCUAACUACUUAUGUCAUCAAUACUCAAGUAGCCAACUUCCAUUCUGCGCUUACAACGGCUGCUUCUUUAGACGAGAUGAUCGACCUUCAUUCUUCUCACCUUGAGAAACUCCAGGGUCGGUGCUUGCUGCAGCCUAGUACAUCCGCUCUACACCGUGCUAUCUUGUCCGUGCUUGACAUAGCAAUCAAUUUCAGUACCCGUUUCGCUGCUUUCGCAGGGGACACCUCGAUGCACGACAUAUCUCGACUGAGCAUAUCCGUGGGGCACCGGAGCAAACGGUUGAAAAGGCAGCGAGGCAACGUAAUAGGAUUUUCCCAGUCAUUUCGCUCUCUCCUCAGCUUCGACAGCGACUCGGAUGAAGCCGAGGACGACGUGGACUCUCCUUCCUUUUCACUAGGGGCUACGUCAAUGACCUCUGGAGAGGACGACAAUUUUCUUAGCAGAGUCGAGGCGAUGUCCAACGAGCUUAACGGCUUGGUGCGCUUCGUUAGGCGGGGCGUGGAAAGCUUGGCCGGCGGCGUUGGGGAGGCAGCACCGACAUUUGGCGUCCUGGCGUUUACGUUAGAGGAUUGGGACUCCUGA
Messenger RNA from Pleurotus ostreatus (oyster mushroom), 3171 nucleotides. RefSeq lists its product as uncharacterized. Gene Ontology annotation, cellular component: centrosome; equatorial microtubule organizing center; gamma-tubulin complex. Gene Ontology annotation, biological process: microtubule nucleation; cytoplasmic microtubule organization; meiotic cell cycle. The record is from RefSeq and is a predicted model, not a curated record. Gene Ontology annotation, molecular function: microtubule minus-end binding; gamma-tubulin binding. The transcript is spliced from 12 exons. Bases 1 to 3171 code for a protein of 1056 amino acids. NCBI's taxonomy places the organism in Eukaryota, Fungi, Basidiomycota, Agaricomycetes, Agaricales, Pleurotaceae.